UGGGAGGAUGAGGGGACGGUGUGCUACCAAGUUGAGUCCCGCGGCAUCUCUGUGAGUCGUCGUGAGGACACGAACUUCAUCAACGGCACCAAGCUUCUGAACGUUGCCGGGAUGACACGAGGCCGUCGUGAUGGCAUUCUCAAGUCCGAGAAGGUUCGAUACGUUGUGAAGAUUGGUGCGAUGAACCUU
This is a messenger RNA of Williopsis jadinii, 189 nucleotides long. RefSeq names its product KilA-N domain-containing protein. The transcript has a single exon. Gene Ontology annotation, biological process: positive regulation of transcription by RNA polymerase II. Gene Ontology annotation, molecular function: DNA-binding transcription factor activity; sequence-specific DNA binding. The annotation marks the transcript as partial. The record is from RefSeq and is a predicted model, not a curated record. Gene Ontology annotation, cellular component: nucleus. Lineage: Eukaryota; Fungi; Ascomycota; Saccharomycetes; Phaffomycetales; Wickerhamomycetaceae.